Seriola dumerili (greater amberjack) is the source of this 808-nucleotide messenger RNA. It is a transcript of the gene cd27, whose product is annotated as CD27 antigen-like. Lineage: Eukaryota; Metazoa; Chordata; Actinopteri; Carangiformes; Carangidae. Bases 47 to 778 code for a protein of 243 amino acids. Gene Ontology annotation, cellular component: external side of plasma membrane. The record is from RefSeq and is a predicted model, not a curated record. Gene Ontology annotation, biological process: negative regulation of apoptotic process. The transcript has 8 exons. Gene Ontology annotation, molecular function: protein binding.
UCAGAGGGUCCCAGGUCACAUCUCGUCUCACUGAUACUCGUCUGCUAUGCAGCCACUUUGUUAUAUUGCCUUUACUGCCCUGUGCAGUCUGUCUUUCCUCUCCUCUGUGCUUUCCAUACACUGCAACACGACACAAUAUCCCUGGCCGAUGAAAGAAGCCAAGUUUUGCUGUAAAAAGUGUCCGCCAGGUCAACGAAUGGUUCGGCGUUCAGAAAACUCUUGUGACAUUGAGUGUACCCUGUGCAUAGGGGACCGAUACAGUGACUCUGACAAUGUGGAUCCGAGUUGCAGUAUUUGCACAACCUGCCUAAAAUCAAACAUGGAGUACAAGUCACGCUGUAAUGCCAGUCAUAAUGCUGUGUGCAGAUGUAAAGCUGGCUACAGAUGCGAAGACCAAUCCUGCACCCAGUGUAUGCCAAUGCCUGAAACCACCACACCCACACUCCCUCCAUCCACAAUAACAAACAUGGAGAACAAGUCACGCAGGUCAACUACACUCCCUCUAUCCACUACAACCUCCACACCCGAAGCCAUCACACCAUUGACACCACAUAAGCCACUCAGAGAUACAGUGUGGUUCCUGGUGAUAAUUGCCCUCCUGUGUAUGGGUAUUGCACUUGCUCUUGCAACAAAAAUCAAGCCCUUCCUGCAUUGGCUCACCAAGCAUGGCUACUUUUUGUCUGAGAAACAACCACUAUCACAAUGCUCUGUGGACGAGGAUGUAUCCAAGCCUGUUCAGGAAGUCUGCGGGAAAUGCGACCAACCUAUUGAUGUGUGAGCUAGCGACCAGCCGGGUGUGUAGCCCGAA